UGCUCUAUUUCCCAUAUUUUUCUUCCUUUUUUCAUUUUUUCCCUCAUUUUUGCAUUUCCGCUACAAAUUACAUCGCUUCUUCGCUCUGUGCAUUUGUAGUAACCGAGCAAUAGAUGUACUUUAAAUGUUAACUGCUCAGUCGUAAAUCGUUAACUGCUGUUGAAUUUAAUGUAUUUCCCCUGCACAUGUAACUAUUUCAGGCAAACCUUUUCUUUCUUUACUUAAUCCCCUCCGAGGGAAAAAAAAGGGAAAAAUCUGCAGAUUUUGCGAUAUCUCAGCGGCCGUCGAGUCUUCGCCUCUUUGCCAUUCCACCACGUGGCUUCUUUUAUUCUCUCUAAACCUUAGAAGAAUUUCGCUCCCUUUUCUCAGUUGAGGAAUAAAAAACAUCCGCCUCUCCAAUUUAUUCAAGGGAGAAUCGCCCCUUUUUUUAUUAAACUGGGCUCGCUUACUCUGAUCUUGUGACCCAAAGUUAAAGCUCUAGUAUAAACAACAGCUGAUCGAAAUUUAGUUGAGCAGCGCUAGACGAGUGCGUUUCUGAUGGCGUCCGCAUCCGAAAGCGGUAAUAACAGUCCCCAGGCCCAGCCACCCGCUAACCCCCCGAGUGAAAUUAAAGCCAAUUCCACGGGGGGACCAUCACCGCCAGAAGAGUCUGGAAACGCCGCUAUCGAAGAGUCGAAGAAACUGCUCAAAACAGCAGAAGACAGUGUGCCCCUGCCCCACUUCAUAACAGUCGGCAUAAUCAUCUUAGUGAUAGGCGCAGUUCUCCUCGGUCUCUACUUCCUCUGCUGCAAGUUCCUUAGGAAGAAAAAGAAGGGCAAAAAGGCGGAGAAGAAGGGACUCCUUGGCAAAGGAGGCGGUGAUGUGAACUUCGGCCAGCAGCCCUUAGGACACGAGGACGAUGACGAUGAAGUCGAGGAAGUGGAGAAGGAGAAGGAAGAAGUGGAUGAAAAGGCACAGUUUUUGGGUAGUUUGAACUACACUGUGGAUUAUGAUUUCACGUCUAAUCAACUGACUAUCGGCAUCAUCAAAGCGACAGACCUCGUAGGCAUGGACAUGAGUGGAACCUCGGAUCCCUAUGUCAAGAUCUACCUCAUGCCCGACAAAAAGAAGAAGCAAGAGACCAAAGUUCACAGGAAGACUUUGAACCCGAUUUUCAACGAGAGUUUCCAGUUCAAAGUGCCCUUCGCGGAGAUAGGAGGCCAGACACUGGUGUUGGCCGUGUAUGAUUUUGAUCGGUUCUCCAAGCACGAUAUGAUUGGCCAGAUUAAGUUGAAUUUGAACUCGAUUGACCUGGGCCAGACUUUUGAGGCAACUAAAGCGUUGAGUCCUCCCGAUGACGACAAAGAAUAUCUCGGUGACCUCUGUUUCUCGCUUCGUUUCGUGCCCAAGGCGGGCAAACUGACGGUGAAUGUGCUGGAGGCUAAGAACCUGAAGAAGAUGGACGUGGGGGGACUCUCUGACCCAUUUGUGAAGAUAGAACUGAUGCAGAGUGGGAAGAGAUUGAAGAAGAAGAAGACGACGAUCAAGAAGAGGACACUAAACCCUUACUUUAACGAGAGCUUCCUCUUCGAAGUACCCUUCGAGCAGAUCAGUAAAACUGAACUGCGAAUCACUGUGUACGAUUACGACAAAUUGGGAAGCAACGACGCCAUCGGCUUAGUUCACGUCGGCUACACGGCCAGUGGAGCGGGCUUGCGUCACUGGACUGACAUGAUCAACGCCCCUAGGAGACCCAUAGCCCAGUGGCAUACGCUUCAGGAAAUCGAAGGCGGCGACAAGUAGACAACUAAAUAAGACGAAAAUGUGAUUAGGUGCUGAUGGGAAUUAAAACACAAACUGCUUCACAAAAUUGCUUAAAAAAUAGUUCAAAAUCUCGGAAGAUCAAAAAGAGACGCCUUGUUGGAACCAAAACAUUAACUGGCCUUAUGCAAACGACGUGUGAUCACCAAACACAUGAGGAUUAACUAAAUUCACGGGGCGGAAAAACUCGAUUUGAAAUUUUUGGCAGUUAGUUUCAUGGGUGCAUGUUAAGUGUACAUUUUUGCUUUUAACUUGAACGCAAAAAUCAAAAGAAUUUGAGAAAAUAAGAAAAGCUGUCAGCUCGAAAGGAAGUUCCAAAAGGACGAUAGAAAAAUAAAUCCGUUUUGAAAUUUGUUUAAAUUUAUAUAAUUCUUUCAGGAUGAUAAAAACCUCUAAUUAAAAACCUAUACACCUUAGAUGUAAAAAUUGAAAGUACCAAUAAGCUAUGUAUGUUUGCUGGAUUGAUAUUGUAUCCCUUAUAUUCUAUCAAAUAUUCAAUUUUAUUUGCUAAAUGCUUAGAUUUAGUGCUCUUGUAACUUAUUUUUGGUAGUUCACAAUAAUUUAAACAUUACGCCAUCAAAUAACUGUAAUCGCCCAUAAAAUAAAUAAAAAGUGCUAAUCGCAAAAAUGAGUCACCAACAAUUUGAAUUAAUGUCAUUGAUCUAUAUGAAUCCAAAUUCAUAUCGAAUUCAAUUUUCAAUAAUGGUUGUCGA
Messenger RNA from Symsagittifera roscoffensis, 2513 nucleotides. Its product is annotated as synaptotagmin-1-like. Lineage: Eukaryota; Metazoa; Xenacoelomorpha; Acoela; Convolutidae. Gene Ontology annotation, molecular function: clathrin binding; calcium-dependent phospholipid binding; syntaxin binding. Gene Ontology annotation, cellular component: plasma membrane; synaptic vesicle membrane; axon. Bases 538 to 1782 code for a protein of 414 amino acids. The record is from RefSeq and is a predicted model, not a curated record. The transcript has 6 exons. Gene Ontology annotation, biological process: calcium ion-regulated exocytosis of neurotransmitter; regulation of calcium ion-dependent exocytosis; regulation of dopamine secretion.